AGUGCUGUCAGAGGAGCUGUGAUAAAGUUCAGCAUUAGUGCAAAUGCUCCGUGCGGAUUCGUUAUCAAGUCUGUCCGUGAACAUCUCUCUCAUUGGAGCGGAACGAACCCGAAUUAAAUUAAAUUGACAACAAUUUGUUGUUGGUGGUCUCCUGAUUCUCCAUGGUGCAGCCUGAUUGGAUGGAUCUAGAUCUAUCACUCUAUUUGUAACAAGUCUGUGUGGAAGCCAACGGAUCAGAGCGUCAUGGCAAUAAACAUCCCAGGAGUGAUAGCAAUGCUGGCAUUCUACAUGUUGGUCCUCGGGACCGGAAUCUGGGCUUCUUUUAAGUCCAGGAGGGAGCAAAAGAGAAGUGGUGCAGGUGAAAUGGAGAUGGCUCUGCUGGGAAACCGCAGCAUCAGCUGGAUGGUUGGGAUCUUCACCAUGACAGCCACGUGGGUUGGAGGAGGCAUGAUUGUAGGCACAGCCGAGGUCAUUUACACGCCCUCUAUGGGACUCCUCUGGUCACUGACAGCAAUUUCUGCACAAGGAUUGUCCUUUAUAAUUUGUGGUCUGGUGUUCGCUAAACCACUGAGAGAGAAACACUGCGUGACGAUUCUGGAUCCUUUCCAUGUGAAGUAUGGAAAAGUACUAACAGCUGGACUGUGCGUCUUCACUCUUUUUCUGGAUGUGAUUAGUGUGGCUGUAGUACUCAUUGGUUUAGGAGGAACCAUGAGUGUGAUCCUGAAUGUGUCCUACACUGUGUGUGUCUGGAUCUCUGCUGCUGUUGUCGUCACCUACACACUGAUGGGAGGUCUCUACUCUGUGGCCUACACUGAUGUCAUACAGCUGAUCCUUAUAUUUACAAGUUUGUGGCUCUGUGUUCCCUUUGUUCUGAUGAACCCCAGCACCCUGGACAUUGGUCAAACACUGCUGAACAACACCCUACACGCUCCGUGGAUUGGUGAACCAGAACUGAAGAAGACUGGCAUCAUGAUUGACGACUUUCUUUUCUUUGCACUUGGCAGUGCGGGCUUCCAGUGCCUUCACCAGAGGACCCUGGCAGCUUCUUCAUUAAGAACUGCUAAGAUCACAAGUGUGGCUGGUGGAUUUUUUUUCCUCGUAUUUGGAAUUCCGCCUAUACUGAUCGGAGCAGCCGCAUCAUCUACAGAUUGGAACCUGACCUCCUAUGGAUCUCCGUCACCAUAUGAACGUGGAGAAGCUGCUCUGAUCCUGCCCAUCUCCCUGCAGCAGCUCACCCCAUCCUACAUCUCCAUCAUUGGGAUUGGCUGUAUAGCUGCUGCUGUGAUGUCAUCAGCUGACUCGAGCUUAAUUUCUGCGGCUUCACUUUUUACCUCCAACCUGUAUAAGAACAUCCUGAGACCACGGGCAUCAGACAAAGAGAUCCAGUGGGUGAUCCGGGUCGCUGUCUUGGUAGUGGGUUUGUUGGGCACAGUUCUUACCAGCCUAGCCAAUAGCAUUGUAAGUUUGUGGGUUCUUAGUUGUGAGGUGUCCUUCGUCAUCAUUUUCCCUCAGCUGGUCUGUGUAGUCUUCAUCAACAUAUCUAAUGGUUAUGGAGCUAUCGUGGGCUGUGUGGUUGGGCUGGUGCUCAGACUCCUCAGUGGAGUCCCAUCUCUAGGACUUCCUGUUGUCCUCUGUCUCCCAGGAUGUGUCCUUAAGGAUGGAGUUUAUGUCCAGUACGCUCCAGUGAAGACCAUCUCCAUGCUGUCUGCCGUUGUCUCCAUUGUGUUGUUCUCCUAUCUGACAGCUGUGCUCUUCAACAAAGGUCUGCUUCCUGAGAAAUGGGAUGUGUUCAAGGUGAAAGUUAAUCUUUUGUCUGAACAACUGAAUCCAGUAAAUGAUGUCAAGGAAGACCACGAGACCAGGUGUUGGAGUUCUGAAACUAAAUUUUGAGGUUUCAGUGUGUUUUUAUGUGUAUAAAUAUAUACACACACAGACACCACCAAGAACUAAUCGGACGUCAAAGAAACAAAGACGUUGGAGUGAAGUUGUUUGGUGACCUGUUACUAAAUCAAAAGCUUUGGGAGCAAAAACGAAACAAAGAGACAAAAGAGAUGAAAGCUUAGGUUACAACAUGCUUUGUACCAAACUGUAACUCUUUUUGAUGACUGAAUAAAUUAUUCAGGAU
Cynoglossus semilaevis (tongue sole) is the source of this 2125-nucleotide messenger RNA. RefSeq names its product high-affinity choline transporter 1-like. The record is from RefSeq and is a predicted model, not a curated record. The transcript has 9 exons. Gene Ontology annotation, biological process: acetylcholine biosynthetic process; choline transport; transmembrane transport. NCBI's taxonomy places the organism in Eukaryota, Metazoa, Chordata, Actinopteri, Pleuronectiformes, Cynoglossidae. Bases 244 to 1890 code for a protein of 548 amino acids. Gene Ontology annotation, molecular function: choline:sodium symporter activity. Gene Ontology annotation, cellular component: plasma membrane.